GCGGGAUAUCACUCCAAAAGUCGCUGGAAAAUAAGUGGGUCAGCCCUGUAGUACGUAUAAGCGGGUCAAACGCGUAAGUGGGCCAGCUAUGUACUGACCCACUUACGCGGUCCGGACUGUACGAAAGUCCUAAUAUCACUGAGACACUCGAGUGAUGGACAAACAGACCUGACCGAAACCAACCCAGCGACUAUCGUUGACUAUCUCCAUGGCAAAAGCACCGAAUCUCCUGUUGCCGACAGGAAACAGUUCCUCAAGGCCGAAUCCUGGAUCGCCGAGAGUCGUCAUUUCCAUUCCUACUAUCGCGCUUUGCAGACCCCUCAGCUGCUGCAAUAUUGCAAGCGCACCUUGCACCUGCUCGGCCGCAUUUGUCAGACCAUCAGGCACUGCAGACAUACAGGGAAAGACGGACCAUACCACCGAUUGAAGAGACGGCACGAAGCUUGUUGCGUACAUGUCACGGCGAGCUGCAGCGUCGUGAUGGCAGGGAGGCUGGCGACUGCCGUGGCCAGCUGCUGGACAUCCAACUGACCGAUGCACAUCCCCUCCACCUCCCGCUGCGUGCCGAGUGCCGUCAGCACGUCCAGCUUCUUUUGCAGGGGCAAAGAAUCGAUGUACACAUGAAGGGCCAUAUCCAUGGGCAU
Messenger RNA from Vitrella brassicaformis, 644 nucleotides. Lineage: Eukaryota; Vitrellaceae. The record is from the annotation of a GenBank genome assembly.